Molecule: messenger RNA, 5521 nt
Organism: Cuscuta epithymum
Lineage: Eukaryota; Viridiplantae; Streptophyta; Magnoliopsida; Solanales; Convolvulaceae
Source: the annotation of a GenBank genome assembly
GUUUGUAAUUUUUAUUUAAUGUACGUGUGUAGUGUAUAGAUAAGAAUGUAGAGCUGAUAGACUUCUUUAAUUAGUAGAUAAGUUCGUAGUUAGAUAGAUCCUAUAAUUUAGGAUCUGAACAGUAAGGUUGUUAUCUUGUUAUCUGUACUCUGUAUAUAUACUACUGCGGGAUGGCUCAAUAAUAUUCAAGGAAGAUUAUUUCCUAAAACCUACAACAUAAAAUAUAAGGAGCAUUUGGCAAGAAUAGUUGAUCGACCAAAACACUCUUAGCAAUACCUGUUUAGCAUGUGUCAUCAGACUUGAUAAAGGGAGACACCACUAGAUCAUCAAAGGAGGAGGUGGUUAAACUAACCGCUGAGAUGCAUGAAAUGUUAGAAGAAUUGAAGAAGAACUUAACUCUGGCUCAGAAUAGAAUGAGGCAACAAGCUAAUAGACAAAGGCGAGAGGUGCAACUAGAAGCAGGGGAUCGGGUUUACCUCAAGAUUCAGCCUUACAAAUUGAAGCAUGGCUAAGAAGAUCAAUAAAAAACCGAGCCCUAGGUUUAUGGGCCCUUUGAGGUCAGUGAGAAGAUCAAUGAGGUAGCUUACAAGCUGAAGUUACCUGAGGGGUGUGCAGUACAUCCUGUGUUCCACAUAUCCUUGUUAAAGAAAUCCUUGACAAACAAUGCACAGUGCCAACCACUGCCAAGCCACUGCCAAGCUGUCUGUCUGAAGAAUGGAAGUUUGAUAGGUACCUCGGAAAUACAGACAGAUUACAAGCAAUAAUCCAGUAAUUCACACACAAACAGAUGAAUCACAAGGACAAAGAUCAGAAAUCAACAGGAGAAAUCUUAUUCAACCAGAAACAGUAAACAGUAUACAAGCCCAAAAGUAGGAGAUAGAACUCCCGCUUUCCCAUUCCCAGUUCAGAGGUCCAAAAGCCUGCCUUCCUACAGCUGACUUAUUCUAUUUAUAUCCCUCCAUAAGGAGAGGGUAGUUAUUAGUUAACAACAGCAACAACUAAUAACAAACUAAUCUACUUGGGCCUUCUAGAAUAAACUUGUCCAAAGAACUUAUUCUUAUUAAGUAAACUAGCCGGGUCCCUAUCAAUGCCCCCUCUUGAACUACCAAUUUGUCCUCAAGUUGGAGAUCUGGGAACUGGUCUUUAAUCAUCUGAGCAUCCUCCCAUGAGUCUUCAAAGUCAGGAAGUUCCUUCCAGUGUAUAAGAACCUCCUUCUUCCCUUCCUGAUUUACCCUGAAAUCUCUCACAUCUUUAGGUCUCACCUGCAAUUCACAACCUUGAUUCUGAUAGUGUACAGUUGGCUUCAGUACUUUAUUCAGUAAGGAAAUGUGGAAUACAGGAUGUAUUCUACUUCCUUCAGGCAGUUUGAGUUUGAAUGCUACAGGAUUCAGCUUCUCAAUGAUAUCAAAUGGACCAUAAAACCUAGGACUGAGCUUUUGGUUAAUCUUUUUGGUCAGACUCUUCAUCUUAUAGGGUUGUAUCUUCAGAAAAACCUUGUCUCCAAUUUCUAACUUUUCUUCCCUCCUAUGCUUAUCAGCUUAUUGCUUCAUCAAGUUCUGAGCUUUAGCCAGAUUUUCCUUCAAUUCAGACAACAUCAUGUUCCUUUCAGCAGUCAAUUUAGCUACUUCUUCUACUGCAGUCACUUCCACAUCUCCCCACAUCUCCCCUGAUUAUAGGGAAAGAGGUUGCCCAAAUGGAGCUUGAUAAGGGAUACCUCUUAGUGAGUUAUGAUAGUUGGUGUUAAACCAAUACUCAGCCCAAGGGAGCCAUUUCACCCACUGCCGAGGUUUCUGACCUGUAAUGCACCUUAGAUAAGUUUCCAGACAUCUAUUCACCACUUCAAUCUGCCCAUCACUUCCAGGAUGAUAUGCAGUGUUGUACCUUAGCUUUGUUCCAGCUAAUUUGAACAAUUCAGACCAGAAAGUACUGAGGAAUAGACUAUCUCUGUGAUACGAACAGAAAAAAAAAAAUCAACGGGGUGAACCGUUGCCCAGAUAAUCAACGAUAAAUAAAUACUGUUGCCCAGAGCCAAAAGGCUAAACCAACUUUUAUUCCAAGAUGAGCAAGAAUGAAUCCUAACAAGGGGUUUAAAUUCCCAUCUACUAAAUCUUAAACUAGGAAACAAAAUCCUAGAGAUCCUAAUCAACUCCAACUAGGAAACAGAAUAAUAAAGAUCCUAAUCAACUUUAAAUAGGAAAGAAAUAAUAGAGAUUCUAAUCAACUCCUAAUAGGAAACAAAUAUUAGAAAUCCUAAUUAACUCCUAAUUGGAAACAAAUCAGGACAAUUAAAAAGAAUAAAUAUUAAUUAAGCAGCCCGUAACCAGCCCACGGAGGUGGGCUCAAGCCCAUCCCGCCUUCAGUAAACCCACGGGGGCUUCUUCCCCUGUUCUUCCAAGCCCAGAUUCUGCUUCAUAUCACUCUGUCACUAAAAAUGGACCUGGAAAAUCCAUGAAUCUUUACCACAUCCUGAAUAAAGACUCCAGUCACUCCUUUAGCAUUGAAAAGAUGUGCAAGUGGAAUAAAGUGUGAAAACUUGGUCAACCUGUCAAUCACUACCAUAAUUGUAUCCUUACCCUAUGACUUGGGUAUAGGUAUAGGUAAGGGUUGCAACAAUCUUGCAGGCUUUAGAGCCUGAUAUUUGUUUCUUUGGCAUACUUCACACCCUUGGAUAUAAUCUCUAAUUUCAGCUUUCAUUCCCUCCCAAAAGAACAGAUUUGAAAUCCUCUUCAUUGUCCUGAAAUAGCCAGAGUGACCCCCUGAGUCAUGGUACUCCUUGAGAACGGAUAAUAUUCUGGGGGAACCUUUGGGGUAACCUCAACCUCCCUUUAUAGUAUAAUAAUCCCCCUUUCAUUGUGUAAUCCUUGUAUUGAUCUGGUUGUACCAUCAUCCUUUGUAUAAUUUCCCCACAUUUACUGUCCCUUUGCAAUUCUUCCUCCAACCCAUUCCACUCUUGGCAUGUGACUGUAGAUAGAGCUGCAUAAGUUGAUUUCCUUGAACGGGAUAAGCUGCUUUGUUUUCUAUUCCCGGCUUGUACUUGAUUAUGAAGUUAUACCCCAUAAGCUUAGCUAUCCACCUUUAUUGAUCCUCCCCCAUGACCUUUUGCUCAGUUAAAUACUUCAAACUCUUUUUGUCAGUGUGGACCUCAAAGUGUCUUCCCAAAAGGUAAUGUCUCCAUUUUUGGACAUCAAAAACUAUGGCCAUAAGCUCUUUUUCAUAAAUGGAUUUGGUCAGAUACUUAGUUGAUAGCUCCUUGCUCAUAUAAGCAAAUUUCUCAGCCAUGUUAUCCGCCAUAUUGUUCUGUAAUUCUCGCAUCCUCUGUUCCAGUCGAUCAUGCAUUUCUCUUUGAUUCCUUCCAAAUUCCACCAUAUUUCUUUCCACCUCAUUCAUUCCUCCUUCCAUUUUGGCGAGCGUAUAUCUCAUCCAGCGAUUGCCAGUCUCUCAUACCAAUGAUAGGUACCUCGGAAAUACAGACAGAUUACAAGCAAUAAUCCAGUAAUUCACACACAAACAGAUCAAUCACAAGGACAAAGAUCAGAAAUCAACAGGAGAAAUCUUAUUCAACAAGAAACAGUAAUCAAUAUACAAGCCCAAAAGUAUGAGAUAGAACUCCCGCUUUCACAGUCCCAGUUUAGAGGUCCAAAAGCCUGCCUUCCUAUAGCUGACUUAUUCUAUUUGUUAGACAGACUAAUAGAUAGUCGGUUAUGUUUGUUAGUCUGUUUAGUAUUAUUGUUGGCUUUGUUGAGUUAGUUUGAGCUGAGCUUUGUAUGACCUGGCCAGUCUAUAAAUACUUUGUAUCUUCUUUCACAAUCAAUAAGAUCAGUUUAUGUUUCUUCUCAUAUAUUUUCUAAUAUGGUAUCAGAGCUCUGCUCGAUCCAUUAAUGGCGACCACCGAAACUACAGAUUCCACCUCCAGUUCUUCUUCCACCACCAAAACAACUCCAAUAAUCUUUAUGCAUCCUCUUCCCGUAAAAUUAGACUCCAACAAUUUCCUUUUCUGGAAGCACCAUGUUGAAUCAGUUGUUCGUGCUCACAAACUACUUCCAUAUCUGAUAAAACCUAAAAUUCCAGUUCGAUUUCUUAGUCGCGAAGAUGAAUCCAAUGGAGUCGAUAAUGAAGCAUACACCAACUGGGAACAACAAGAUCAGAUGCUCUUUUCAUGGCUUCUGACGUCUCUAUCUGAAACUUUUCAUGCCAGAGUCAUUCACUGCAGGCAUUCGCAUCAACUAUGGACUAAAAUAACGAAGUAUUUUCACUCGCACAUCAUCGCAAAAGCAAGACAACUUAAAUCCGAGCUCUAUAAUACUGUCAAAGGUGAUCGAUCAAUCUCUGCUUAUCUUCUACGCAUACAGACUAUUGUUGAUAACCUAACUUCUAUCGGAGAACCUAUUUCUGCGAAGGAUCAUGUGAAUGUUAUUCUCGAAGGUCUCCCUGAGGAAUAUGAAUCUCUAGCUUCAUCUAUAUCCUCUACAAGUGUUCUAGAUCCUGUCACUCUCUCUGAAGUUGAGUCUCUCUUAUCUGCAAAAGAAAUGUGUCUGCAAAAACUUCGUGAUUCCUCACAAUAGACAUUGUUCUCUGCUAAUGUUGCUCGGCUUGAAAUAUCCCUUCAGAAUACUGCUCCAAUAUCUCAAGCUCCUUCAGAUAAUGCUUCAGUUCAAGUUGCUCAGUACAACAACUCGGAAAAUCACUCUUAUCGAGGCAGAGGUCGUGGAAAUUCUAGCAGAGGCCGUGGUGGUGGUCGUUUUGGUGGAAGAAAUCCGGUUGUUUGCAAAGUCUGUGGCAAAAAUGGACAUCAUGCCCUUAUAUGUUAUCAUCGAUAUGAUCCAGCGUAUACUGCACCUGCACCAAUUCCUCAAUACUCACAGUAUCCAAAUCCAUCACCCAAUUCAUCAUCACAAAGAUCAACUUCCCACAUUCCUCAUCCUACUGGUCCAAAUCAUCUUACUCCACCUCCACAACCUUUCAACUGGAACCAACAAUCCUUUAACCCUUCAGAAUCCUGCACCCUAUAAUAACCCUCUCAAUGCUCCAACCUAUAUUCCUGCACCCUAUCAUACCUCAUCUAAUCCCUCACCAAGUGUUGUUUGGGCCUAUGCUACUCCAUCUGUCCUAGGACCUGCACCACAAUCUCAAAGCUGGUUCCCGGAUUCUGGUGCCACGCAUCAUGUGACAGCUGAUCCUCUCAACCUUCAACGUAGUGAGACUCUUGCUACUACUGAUAAACUCUUCAUGGGUAAUGGUCAAGGUGUGGAUAUUAAGUCUAUAGGUUCUUCUAUUUUUCCUUCACCUUAUCAUUCAUCUAUGCAUCUCUCACUUAAUAACAUUCUUCAUGUUCCCACUAUCACUAAAAAUCUCUUAAGUGUCAGUCAAUUUGCAAAAGAUAACCUUGUUUUCUUUGAGUUUCAUCCUUAUGAUUGUUUUGUCAAAUCGCAGGUUUCUAAGCAAAUCCUUUUACAUGGUUCUCUUAGAGAAGAUGGUCUCUACAAGUUUCAGUCAAUUCCUCUACACUCACAUCCAUCAGUUG